Messenger RNA from Pedinophyceae sp. YPF-701, 1347 nucleotides. Lineage: Eukaryota; Viridiplantae; Chlorophyta; Pedinophyceae. The record is from the annotation of a GenBank genome assembly.
AUGACGACGCUUCGUGCGUCCGUGGCCCCUCCGGCGUCGCGCUGCCUCAUGGCCCCUCGCGUCGCGGCGGCUGCCCGCCCGCUCUCAGGGGCGCUCCCCCACCACAUAGAAGCGCGGAUACCUCCGCACGUGACCGCACGGAGCAUCUUCAGGCUGCAGCCGCGGUGUCGGGACGCCUGUGUAGCGCGUGCAGCUCGUCACCGCGCUGGCACGACGCUGCACGGCGCGCGCCUCGACCUGGUCACGCUGUCGAACCUCUGCGUUGACAUCAUACAGCAGGUGCCAGUCCUGCCGCCGGGCGACGAGCAGGCGCGACGGAAACUGCUGCAUGACCUCACCAAAAACCCACCGCCGCUCCACCAGUGGGAGGUCGGCGGGUCCACGAAUACGCUCCUGGCAGGCGCGCGGAUCGGUCUCAGGUGCGGAUCGAUCGGCCACAUCGGAGACGACAUCUACGGAAAGUUCAUGCUCGACGUGUUCCGCGCCGAAGGCGUGCACACAUUUCACGAGGUCAUGCCGGAGUCGCGCGGGAGCGACCAGGACCGCACGCUGCUGUGCUUCGUCCUCGUGGACCCGAACGGCGGCCACGCGUUCUGCUCGGAGUACGACUUCGGCCCGUGGCCGCUCCUGCAAGGCGUGGGCGACCACCUCCCUGACGCAGCAGUGCAGUGCCUGCAGUCCACGCGCGCCCUGUUCAUCAACGGCUUCACGUUCGACGAGCUCGCGCCGGAGGUGGUCUUGCAGGCCGCGCAGGUGGCCAAGGCGGCCGGCGCGGCGGUGCUGUUCGACCCGGGACCGCGCGCGUGGACCAUGGCGGACGGGGCGCGGGGGGAUGUUUUGGAUUCACUCCUCCACCUGACCGACAUCGUGCUGCUCACGUCCGACGAGGCCCGCGCCCUGACCGGCCACGCGGACCCCGUCGAGGCUGGGCGCGCAGUCUCGCAUCGCGGCGGCGGCCAGAUCGACUGGACCAUUGUCAAGCUCGGCCCCGAGGGGAGUAUCGUUCUGCACCCCGACGACACCCCCGACACGCGCCGCGUGCACCGGGCCGCGCCGCUCACCGUCGAGGUCGCUGACACCGUCGGCUGCGGCGACUCCUUCGCCGCCGCGGUCGCGCUCGGCUACACACGCGGCCGGUCGGUCGCAGGCACCGUGGCGCUGGCGAACGCGGUGGGCGCCGCGACCGCGACCGGCCGCGGCGCUGGCCGCAACGUGGCGCGCGCGGACGUGGUCGCGGGGCUGCUCGGAACGCAGGAGACGGACACGGAGGGUGCGGAGGAGGCGCUGGAGCUGCUGACGUCGUCCUGCGAUGCGCUGGGGCUGCCGUGGAGGGAGACGGCGGUUUGA